This is a messenger RNA of Balaenoptera ricei (Rice's whale), 1312 nucleotides long. RefSeq names its product actin like 10 (gene ACTL10). Lineage: Eukaryota; Metazoa; Chordata; Mammalia; Artiodactyla; Balaenopteridae. The transcript has a single exon. The record is from RefSeq and is a predicted model, not a curated record. The coding region runs from base 1 to 1260 and encodes 419 amino acids.
AUGAGGCAGAGCCAAGAGCUGAAAGGCGGGCCUCCAUCAAGUCCAGCUGAGGCGGGGUUCUCACGCCGGGGGCGGAGCUUUGGGCUGAAGAGCGUGGCCGGCCCGAAGGUGGCGUCGCUGUCCGGGAGCCACCGGGUCCGCCGGCUGUCCUCGCUGGGCCGCGUCGCGGUGGUGGUGGACCAGGGCUCGGGCUUCACCAAGGCGGGCUUCGCGGGCGAGGAGCAGCCGCGCCUGGUACUGAAGAGCUCCAGCCUGGUACCCAGCUGGGACCGGCCCGUGCUGCCCGGGGCGCCCGGCUGCGAGCUGGCGGGCGGCGUGGCGCGGGCGCACCCCAUCAAGCACGGCGUGGUGGUGGACUGGGAGGCGCUGGAGGGGCUGUGGGAACGCCUGCUGGUGGGCGGCCUGCGGGUGUGCCCAGAGCAGUGGCCGGUGCUGGUGAGCGACUCGCCGUCGGCUCCGCCCGCGGGCCGCGAGAGGGUGGCCGAGCUGCUGUUCGAGGCCCUGGCGGUGCCCGCGUGCCACAUGGCCAGCAGCGCGUUGCUGGCGCUCUGCUCUGUCGGCGCGUUCAGCGGGCUGGCCUUGGAGGCGGGCGCGGGCGUGUGCCACGCCACACCCAUCUAUGCGGGCCACUCGUGGCACGAGGCCACCUUCCGGCUGGACGUGGCAGGCAGUACACUGUCGCGCUACCUGCGGGACCUGCUGGUGGCAGCCUGCCCCGACCAACGACUGCAUGCCCUGCCCCGCAAGGUCAUCACACAGCUCAAGAAGCACUGCUGCUGUGUGUCACUGGACUUCGAGGGUGACCUCCGUAACCCUGCCCGCCACCAUCCUGCCAGUUUCUACUUAGGCAAUGGGUGCUCUGUCUGCCUCAGCAGCGAGCGCUUCCGCUGCCCGGAACCCAUCGUCCAGCCGGGUCUGCUAGGCCAGGCUGAGCCAGGACUGCCCACCCUGGCUUUCCGGGCACUGCAGAGGAUGCCGGCAACACUACGGACACGGCUGGCCAACACCGUGGUGGUGGCCGGUGGCUCCACGCUUUUCCCUGGCUUCACUGGGCGCCUGGAGAUGGAGCUGGAAGCCCAGUGCCGGCGGCAUGGUUAUGGGGCACUGCAGCCUCGCCUGGUGGCCAAGCCCGGGCGUGGCACAGCAGUGUGGACAGGCGGCUCCAUGGUGGCCUCACUGCGUUCCUUCCAAUGCCACUGGAUGACCCGGGCCAUGUACCAGGAAUGUGGCUCCAGGCUGGUGCACGAAGUGUUCAACUGACUCAUGUUGGACUGGAGGGGGUGGCGCCACGAUGGGGGUGUGCAGAGGCAGA